CCGCUGGCAUGCCUCACCUGCACGGUCGGGCUGGGCGCCGUGUGCCGGUUCGCGCUGUUCGGCGGUACCUACGGAGUCGCUUUCAUCAUCCAGUUUUUCAUUCUGUCUCUGCUGGUGGGUAUGCCGCUGAUGACACUGCAUAUGACACUUGGGCAGUACAUCGGCUCGGGCGUGGUCGACAUGUGGAGGAUCUCACCCAUCUUCAAGGGGAUUGGGCUGGCGGCCAUUUUCGCCGAACUCCUGCUGGGCGUGUACACGGUGGUGCCCACCGCUUGGAUGCUCGUCUACCUGCGCGACAGCUUUGUCUCCAGCUACGACCGCUACAAGUGGGCCGCCUGCCCGGGCAACUGCUCAGUGGGCUACGCCGAGCUGGUCACCUACACCGUGCCGCAGUACUUCAAUCAGCGGGUGCUGCAGCGUGAUAUGUCCAACACCGGCCUGCCAGAGGUCGGCUAUCUGGGCUUCGAGAUCUCCUUCAACCUGGCAGUCACCUGGAUUCUGGUCUACUUAUCUCUGGGGCGAGGCCUGCGCUCGUACGGCAAGGUGGUGUAUCCGAUCGUGCUCCUCGCCAUGGUCUCUUUCUUCACCGUGUGCAUCCAGCUGCUGUCUUGGACCGAAGGCCUCAAUGAGUUUUUCACCGACAAGGUUCUCUUCGACAACGUGUUUUGGAGCACGGUGCCGUGGGUGGUGGCGGCGCGCGAGACGUUCAUGAUCUGGGGCCUGCACGGCGCCGCCUUGAUGGCCGUGGCCUCGCACAACAAGUUCGGCCACAGUUUGCGUCGCGACACCAGCCUGGUGGCGCUGGUCACGCUCGUCAUCCUCUUUCUGGCCGCCCUGUUCGGCUACGCCUGUUUGCACGCGCUCCGCGUCGGCGACAUCGGCUACAUCAUCGGCUCCAGCUCGUUCGAGACGGAGCAGCGUAGCCGCUUCCUGAUCGCGCCCGGCAUCGGCUCGUCCCACUCUGGCGGCACGCCACCCGAGGUCAAGCACUACACCAACCUGGUGUCCGGCGUGAUCAUCCGGCUGAGCGGCUCCGCCGGCCAAACCGGCACCCAGUGGAGCUCCGGCUACCAGGUGCACCGGCUCGCCACCGAGCUGUUCCCCUCGCUGCUGGCCGUGGUCGGCGGCAGUGGCAUCAGCUCAUUCUGGGCGCUCGUCUUCUACCUAUCGCUGCUGCUCUUCGGUGUGGGACAACAGCUGGCCAUUUGGCGGGCGGUGGUGGAGGCUGUGAUCUCGGUUUGUCCGCGGAGGCUGCGCGCCUGGGAGCUCACUACCACCUUCUUCAUGUGCGUGUUUGGCUUCGGCCUGAGCCUGCCGCUCAUGACCGAGAUCGGCAUCCACAUCAUCUACUUCCUCGACUACUGCGUCGGCUGCCUCUGGUGGCUGGUCGUCAUCUUCGUGUUGGAGCUGUUCGCUGUGUUCUACAUCCGUGGCAGUCCGUUCGCCUCCACCCAAGUGGUGACGAUCCUCAUCGCCAGGAACAGCUGCAUGACCAACUGGGCUGGACCCUUCCUCAGCUUCGUCUGGCACGUGCUGCUGCCCAUGGCUCUUUUGGUGUUAUCUGUGGUGUCGUUCCGCACCGGGGGCUUCGACGCCAUCUUCACGUGGGAGGAGAGUUCCGGCUACGGCUUCUGGGGCCUGUGGGUCCGCCAGCUGGGUUCGAUGCUCAUGAUGUUCCCUAUCCUGCUGGUGCCAGUGGUCGGCCUCAUCCAGGCCAUCCGCUUCAUCAGGAAGGGGGAAGGAGAUUUGUAUGACCGGAUCCAGGGCCUGUACCGACCCGAGUACAACGAAGCCAUCCUGGGGCGGAUCACACCAGAGGAAGAGGAUCGCGGCGUCCCGCGCACCCGGACGCGCUACACCGACCCGCCGCCCAAGUAUACGCCGCCUCCCAGCUACAGCACGGCCACCGGUGCCAGACUGGCCAAGAUGGUGCGUCAAAGCGUGCGGCGCUCCAUGCGCCACGUGCGCCAGCUGGCCUCGCCCGAACGCGGUGCAGCGGCGGCCGAGGCGGGCCAAGCUGCCGCCGCCACAGGCAGCCGCACCGUGCCCGAUGAGCCGCCACCCAGCUACGCCUCGUUGCUGCUGGAGACGCUGCCGGCGCCGCUGCGACGCUCCGUGCGCCGGCUGGGCAGCUCGCUGCCGGACAGCGUGCUCGAGACCACGCUUACCGAGGAGGAGGUGCCCGUCGAGACGGAGCCCGACGCGGCGUGA
Molecule: messenger RNA, 2211 nt
Organism: Pollicipes pollicipes
Lineage: Eukaryota; Metazoa; Arthropoda; Thecostraca; Pollicipedomorpha; Pollicipedidae
Gene: bdg
Product: sodium-dependent transporter bedraggled
Biological process (GO): sodium ion transmembrane transport; amino acid import across plasma membrane; nitrogen compound transport
Cellular component (GO): plasma membrane
Molecular function (GO): L-amino acid transmembrane transporter activity; amino acid:sodium symporter activity
Source: RefSeq, a predicted model, not a curated record